GCGCGAUCUCUCGCGAUCUCUCGCGAUCUCUCGCGAUCUCUCGUGUCCCGUAUGGUCCCGUAGCACGUCCUGUCCUACUGCGUCCGACUGUCCCAGCUGGACCAAAAUAUCAUCGACGAUCAGCGCGACUAGUGGAUGCUAGUGGAGAGUGGUACGGCCAAGGAUCCAGGGCCGUAUAUAUUCGCGGUUGCGAAUUAACCCUAUCGAUCUUCGUCUCGAGUUUACUUUUGACGGAACUGGACGGAACGGAUCACUGCAACACUCUAACCUACACAUGCCCCUGUAAACAACAGAGGCGCGGACGCGCGCCUCUUCUAACCUUGUACCAUGGUAUAAUAAAUAUUAUACACCGUAAACGUUUUUCAUCUCGGCUGCAUCUGGCUGCAUGCUGCAUCUCCCUCAAUUCCCUUUCCCAUCCUGUCCCAUCCUACUGUGUGAGUGGGAUACACUUUUAUUUGGAGUGGAACUCAUCUUUUGGCUCUUGGCGCCUUGCCUGUUCAACGUUCAAGCCAGUUCAAUGGUUCAACCGUCGAUCUCUAAUCGAUUUCGCUCGAUCUGUUGCCGCGAGAUGGCCACACGUGAUGCACGGCAGCAAUAUCACACGUCGGUAAUAUCGUAUGCCACUGUUGCCACUCGAUGUGUACAUAAUUACAUACAUCGUCGUAUAUCGUGAACGUAACCUCAAUCGCAAGCGGAAUAAACGUCAUAUAACCUUAGUGGAUUCAUGACGUUAACUCCAAAAACAAAUAAAAUAAAAUAAAAUUGCAAGUGGAAUUCAGCAAAAAUGAAUUCCAUCACGGACAGUCCAGGUUCUAAAGCUCUCGAAGCUGCUAAAAAUAUCAAGGAUCUGGAUGUAUUCAAGAAGCCAAUCGGAUCCGUUAAGAGGAGCAAAAGUAUUCGACCCAAGAUCUUGGACGAAGAUACAUAUAUCGAAAGAAUGAGCGAAAUUAUACAAAAGGAUUUCUUUCCACACUUGGAAAAGCUACAAGCGCAAAAUCAGUACCUAGAUGCUUUAGAGCAAAACGAUAUGAACAGAAUGAGAGAGCUGUACGCCAAGUACAGCUCCGGUCGACCUGUCCCGACCGAGAGGCCGGUCAGUCCUGCGACUUUCGAAACCCCAUUACGUAGAACCGAAUCGGACGAAACGACGCGCGGCGGGGCAGGGGAUAGUGUCGAAGAGGUAGUGUCGUCGCCGUCGUCGUCGUCUCUCGACGAAGCGUCCACCGAGUCUGUAAAGAGGAUAAAAAAUGAUAAAGCUGGUUUGGAUGAUUAUUUGAGCGCUCACACGAGCGAGGAUAACGCUAGUUUUGAAGAGAUGAUGGUAGAGACCGAAAAUAAACGUAAGCUCAAGUAUGCCUGGCUUUACGAGGCAGAGGAAAAGUCAAAAGCGUGGCUUGCCAUUGAUAAAUCCCCCACGACUGACGUCUUAGCUAUCCAAGGACCGAAUCAAAGACCCAAACAGGUGGAUAGUUGGGCUUACAAGAAUAAGAAUUAUAUUAUGUACAUUCCUGAUGGAGUGGAACUUACGGCGGAAGAGAAAAUAGAAUUAGCUAAAAAGAAACAAACUAUAAUGCACGAAAAUACGAGAUUGCGAACAAAUCCGUUUAACGAGCAACAGAACAAGGAGACGAUCGACGAAUUAGCUAAAUCGCAGUCCAGAGCUAACGACGGCAAGAUUGGCGUGGAUGGCAAGGAGGUUGUUAGAAACGCGACGCCACGAGUCAAUGGUUUUAGCUUCGUCGCGACGCCGAGUCCGAGACCGGGAGAGUGCGAAAGUCCAUUGAUGACGUGGGGUGAGAUCGAAGGGACACCCUUCCGAUUGGACGGUGGGGACACUCCGUUGUUGAGAACGAGUCAGGGACCAUCUUUUAGAAUAGCCGAACCGCCGAAAAGAGAGCAGUUGGCGUUGCAAUUGGCUGAGAAGGCUGGCGAGAGACAUCGGGAUCGAAAGAAUAAAGCGUUAGAAGCAGCCAGAAAAUCAUUAGCUACCCCAUCACCAAAGUCAACCAUAGAUCGUCUGAGUACUAUGUCUCCCGCGGCAAGAAGAUUAGCGACUCAGAAGCUUCGGAUAUCGAAUACGCCGUCGUCUCGGCGAACGCCAUUGUCCAGGACUCCGUCCGUAGGCAUCAGAACACCCAAUACGCUCAAUACGCCACGCUCGACUAAGGAAGCCAUCUCUCGAAAGUCGGAAAUUAAUGCCACGCGAAUACAAGGACCCGUACUCACCGACAAUUUACUUAAUUUACCUUUGCAGCGACAACGAACGUCAGAUUUCUUCAACAAAUGAGAACUUUUAUAUUCGAAAUGUUGUAUGUAUAUAGAACGAUCGCGUGUAGAUAGAAUAGAUAGAUAGAUAGAUAUUUCUCUUUAGCUUACACAAAAAUUGCCAAGAAGAGCACUUGGUUUACAAUAUUUCUUUAAAACCGUUCAUCCAUCUACACAGUUCCGCGCACAUACGUCUCUGCAUACUUCAAUUGUUUUAUCUUUUACAUUUUUACAUUUUCUUAUUUUCCUACUUUCCUCCGCUAUCCUUUACGCUAUUUUCUAUGACAUACAUAAUGAUAACAUUGCUUUCUCUAUUGUACACAUUUAUACCUUUUACAUUUAUACAUUUGUAUAUUUUACAGCUUCACAUUCUUAUCGUUUUACAUUCCUUUAAAUCUUUUGUACUAUCCUUGUUCUCUAGAUUCUGUCUUGAUUUCAUUUUAUAUGCACCUACCCUAUUUUUUACAGCCAUUUUUCUGUUGCGCUUCUAUAUCCUUCUCUCUACCUUUUAUUUCUUGUGCUCUAUCCCUAGUCCUAACGUAUGCUUAUGUUUCUUAUCCUUUCUCCUCCCUUUUCCUUUUCCUCUCUUAUCCUAUUUCUUUCAUCGAAAUAAUCUCACUUCCCCUUUCUGAUGGCGUGUAGAGUUCGAAACACGUACUUCGAUAUACAUCAACUAUGAACGUAUGUCAUCACCGACUCUUGUUGUCUAUGUUAAUGUUAAGGAAAUACGUAUAUGUAUGUAUAUGCACACAUACAUUGUAUAUUGUGUAAAUGGUUAAUUAUCAAUUAUAUUUUUAAUAUAAUAAAUUAAUGAAAAUCUUUUAACUUAAAAUGUUAUUGAGUGUCGCUAGUCCUGUUACGACUUAUGCAGAUACUUAAUUGUUACGUUUGCAUUUAUUUUUCAUUAUAUUUGAUUGAUC
This is a messenger RNA of Solenopsis invicta (red fire ant), 3185 nucleotides long. RefSeq names its product splicing factor ESS-2 homolog (gene Es2). The coding region runs from base 785 to 2287 and encodes 500 amino acids. The record is from RefSeq and is a predicted model, not a curated record. NCBI's taxonomy places the organism in Eukaryota, Metazoa, Arthropoda, Insecta, Hymenoptera, Formicidae. The transcript is spliced from 3 exons. Gene Ontology annotation, cellular component: catalytic step 2 spliceosome.